Cercocebus atys (sooty mangabey) is the source of this 8317-nucleotide messenger RNA. It is a transcript of the gene MIA3, whose product is annotated as melanoma inhibitory activity family, member 3. The record is from RefSeq and is a predicted model, not a curated record. Gene Ontology annotation, cellular component: endoplasmic reticulum membrane; endoplasmic reticulum exit site. The coding region runs from base 19 to 5952 and encodes 1977 amino acids. The transcript is spliced from 29 exons. NCBI's taxonomy places the organism in Eukaryota, Metazoa, Chordata, Mammalia, Primates, Cercopithecidae. Gene Ontology annotation, biological process: endoplasmic reticulum to Golgi vesicle-mediated transport; vesicle cargo loading; protein secretion. Gene Ontology annotation, molecular function: protein binding.
CCCCGAAGUGACCACAACAUGGCUGCGGCGCCUGGGCUGCUCGUCUGGCUGCUCGUGCUCGGGCUGCCCUGGCGGGUACCGGGCCAGCUGGACCCCAGCACUGGCCGGCGCUUCUCGGAGCACAAACUCUGCGCGGACGACGAAUGCAGCAUGUUAAUGUACCGCGGUGAGGCUCUAGAAGAUUUCACAGGCCCGGAUUGUCGUUUUGUGAAUUUUAAAAAAGGUGAUCCUGUAUAUGUUUACUAUAAACUGGCAAGGGCAUGGCCUGAAGUUUGGGCUGGAAGUGUUGGGCGUAUUUUUGGAUAUUUUCCAAAAGAUUUAAUCCAGGUAGUCCAUGAAUAUACCAAAGAAGAGCUACGAGUUCCAGCAGAUGAGACGGAUUUUGUUUGUUUUGAUGGAGGAAGAGAUGAUUUUGAUAAUUAUAAUGUAGAAGAACUUUUAGGGUUUUGGGAACUGUACAAUUCUGCAGCUGGAGAUUCCGAGAAAGCUGUAGAAAAAACUUCACAGGAUAUGGGAAAAAACUCUGAAUUAUCUACGGAAAGGGAACCUGAACCUGAACCAGUAGAAGCCAACUCAGAGGAAAGCGAUAGUGUAUUCUCAGAAAACACUGAGGAUCUUCAGGAACAGUUUACAACUCAGAAGCACCACUCCCACGCAAACAGCCAAGCAGAUCAUGCCCAGGGAGAGCAGCCUUCAUUUGAAUCUUUUGAAGAAAUGCUGCAAGAUAAACUAAAAGUGCCAGAAAGUGAAAACAACCAAACCAGCAAUAGUUCUCAGGUCUCAAAUGAACAGGAUAAGAUUGAUGCCUAUAAACUUUUGAAAAAAGAAAUGACUCUAGACUUGAAAACUAAAUUUGGCUCAACAGCUGAUGCACUUGUAUCUGAUGAUGAGACAACCAGACUUGUUACUUCAUUAGAAGAUGAUUUUGAUGAGGAAUUGGAUGCUGAGUAUUAUGCAGUUGGAAAGGAAGAUGAGGAGAACCAAGAAGACUUUGAUGAGUUGCCAUUACUUACCUUUACAGAUGGGGAAGAUGUGAAAACUCCAGCAAAGUCUGGAGUUGAGAAAUAUCCAACAGAUAAAGAGCAGAAUUCAAAUGAAGAGGAUAAGAUUGAGCUAACUGUGCCCCCUGGCAUCAAAAAUGAUGAUAAAAAUAUACUAACAACCUGGGGGGACACUAUCUUCUCUAUUGUCACAGGAGGUGAAGAAAAUAGAGGUACGAUGGAUUUAGAGAGCUCUAGUUCAGAGGAAGAAAAAGAUGAUGAUGAUGCAUUAGUCCCAGAGAGCAAACUGGGGAAACCACAGUCAGCAACAGAUUAUAGUGACCCUGACAAUGUAGAUGAUGGUCUUUUGAUUGUAGAUGUUCCUAAAACAAAUAAUGACAAAGACCCGGAAGUAAACACAGAACAUCACAUUAAAGGAAAAGGGAGGGGAGUUCAGGAAUCCAAGAGGGGCCUGGUGCAAGAUGAGACAGAAUUAGAGGAUGAAAAGCAAGAAGGCAUGACUGUGCACAGUUCUGCUCACAGCAAUAACCUCAACUCUAUGCCAGCUGCUGAAAAGGGUAAAGACUCAUUAAAAUCAGCUUAUGAUGAUAAAGCAAAUGACCUAAAAGGAGCAGCUAUUCAUAUCUCAAAAGGAAUGCUCCGUGAAGAAAAGCCUGGAGAGCAGAUUUUGGAAGGUGGCUCAGAGAGUGAAUCUGCACAGAAAGCUGCAGGGAAUCAAAUGAAUGACAAAAAGAUUCAACAGGAAUCCUUGGGUAAUGCACCACUCAUGGGAGAUAACCACCCUAACGCAUCCAGAGACAGUGUGGAGGGAAACGCUUUGGUUAAUGGGGCCAAACCGCACACGCUUUCACUGGAGCAUCAACGUGAGGAAUUGAAAGAGGAAUUAGUUCUUAAAACUCAAAAUCAACCUAGAUUCUCCUCUCCAGAUGAGAUUGAUUUGCCCAGAGAACUGAAAGAUGAGGUUCCCAUUCUGGGAGGAAAUCUUUCCUGGCAACAAGAAAGAGAUGUGGCUGCCACAGUCAAUAAGCAAAUGAGUGAGAAGAUAAGGCUGUCUGAGGGAGAAGCCGAAGAGGACUCCUUGGAUGAAGAGUUUUUUCAUCACAAGGCAAUGCAGGGCACACAGAGAGUAGGACAGACAGACCAAACUGACAGCACAGGAGGACCAGCUUUCCUUUCUGAAGCAGAAGAGGACGAUUAUCCCUCUGAAGAACUACUAGAGGAUGAAAACGCUGUAAGUGCAAAACGGUCUAAAGAAGAAAACCCUGGGAAUCAGGGCAGGCAGUUUGAUGUUAAUCUGCAAGUCCCUGACAGAGCGGUUUUAGGGACCAUUCAUCCAGAUCCAGAAAUUGAAGAAAGCAAGCAAGAAACUAGCAUGAUUUUAGAUAGUGACAAAAAAAGUGACACUGCUGCCAAAGGGGUCAACACAGGAGGCAGGGAACCAAAUACAGUGGUGGGAAAAGAACGCCCUCUGGCAGAUGAGAAAGCACAGAGGCAAUCUGAAGGAAGUGACUUUUCUGACAGCAUAAAAACUCAGACUCCAGAAUUAGGUGAAAUGUUUCAGAAUAAAGAUUCUGAUUAUCUGAAGAACAACAACCCUGAGGAACAUCUGAAGACCUCAGGGCUUGCAGGGAAGCUUGAGGGAGAACUCUCAAAAGAGGACCAUGAGAACACAGAGAAAUACGUGGGCACAGAAAGCCAGGGUUCUGCUGCUACACACCCUGAAUAUGACUCGUUCCUCUGGACUCCACAUAGAAGUGUAGAGCCAGAGUAUAGUUACAAGAGGGAGGACUUGCUUAUCAUAAGCAGCUUCUUUAAAGAGCAACAGUCUUUGCAGCGGUUCCAGAAGUACCUUAAUGUCUAUGAGAUGGAAGCCUUGCUACAAGAAAUGUCAUCAAAACUGAAGUCAGCACAGCAGGAGAGCCUGCCCUAUAAUAUGGAAAAAGUCCUAGAUAAGGUCUUCCGUGCUUCUGAGUCACAAAUUCUGAGCAUAGCAGAAAAAAUGCUUGAUGAUUAUGUGAACGAAAAUAGAGAUCUGGGAAUGCAGGUCAUAUUUGAAGAGGCUGCAGUGCUUGAUGACAUUCAAGACCUCAUCUAUUUUGUCAGGUACAAGCACUCCACAGCAGAGGAGACAGCCACACUGGUGAUGGCACCAUCUCUAGAGGAAGGCUUGGGUGGAGCAAUGGAAGAGAUGCAACCACUGCAUGAAGAUAAUUUCUCACAAGAGAACACAGCAGAACUUAACGUGCAGGUUUCUGAAGACCCCACCCAUUUGGGCCAGCAUGUGAUUGGGGACACUCAUGCCUCGGAAGUUUCAACGAAGCCAAAUGCUGAGAAAGACUUGGACCAGCAUGUGAUCCGGGACACUCAUGCCUCGGAAGUGUCACCGAAGCCAAAUGCUGAGAAAGACUUGGACUGGCGUGUGAUCGGGGACACUCAUGCCUCGGAAGUGUCACCAAAGCCAAAUACUGAGAAAGACUUGGACCCAGGGCCAAUUACAGGAGAAGACACUCCUAUGGAUGCUAUUGAUGCAAACAAGCAACUAGAGACAGCUGCCGAAGAGCCAGCAAGUGUCACAGCUUUGGAAAAUGCAAUCCUUCUAAUGUAUUCAUUCAUAUUUUAUUUAACUAAGUUGCUAGUUGCUACAUUGCCUGAUGAUGUUCAGCCUGGGCCUGAUUUUUAUGGAUUGCCAUGGAAACCUGUGCUUAUCACUGCCUUCUUGGGAAUUGUUUCGUUUGCCGUUUUCUUCUGGAGAACUGUCCUUGUUGUGAAGAGUAGAGUAUAUCAAGUCACGGAACAGCAAAUUUCUGAGAAGUUGAAGAUUAUCAUGAAAGAAAAUACAGAACUUGUACAAAAAUUGUCAAAUUAUGAACAGAAGAUCAAGGAAUCAAAGAAACAUGUUCAGGAAACCAGGAAACAAAAUAUGAUUCUCUCUGAUGAAGCAAUUAAAUUUAAGGAUAAAAUCAAGACACUUGAAAAAAAUAAUGAAAUUCUGGGUGACGCAGCUAAAAAUCUUCGUGUUAUGUUAGAGUCAGAGAGAGAACAGAAUGUCAAGAAUCAGGACUUGAUAUCAGAAAACAAGAAAUCUAUAGAGAAGUUAAAGGAUGCUAUUUCAAUGAAUGCCUCAGAAUUUUCAGAGGUUCAGAUUGCACUUAAUGAAGCUAAGCUUAGUGAAGAGAAGGUGAAGUCUGAAUGCCAUCGGGUUCAAGAAGAAAAUGCUAGGCUUAAGAAGAAAAAAGAGCAGUUGCAGCAGGAAAUCGAAGACUGGAGUAAAUUACAUGCUGAGCUCAGUGAGCAAAUCAAAUCAUUUGAGAAGUCUCAGAAAGAUUUGGAAGUAGCUCUUACUCACAAGGAUGAUAAUAUUAAUGCUUUGACUAAUUGCAUUACACAGUUGAAUCGGUUAGAGUGUGAAUCUGAAUCUGAGGGUGAAAAUAAAGGUGGAAAUGAUUCAGAUGAAUUAGCAAAUGGAGAAGUGGGAGGUGACCAGAAUGAGAAGAUGAAAAAUCAGAUUAAGCAGAUGAUGGAUGUCUCUCGGACACAGACUGCAAUAUCGGUAGUUGAAGAGGAUCUAAAACUUUUAAAACUUAAACUAAGAGGCUCCGUGUCCACUAAAUGUAACCUGGAAGACCAGAUAAAGAAAUUGGAAGAUGACCGCAACUCACUACAAGCUGCCAAAGCUGGACUGGAAGAUGAAUGCAAAACCCUGAGGCAGAAAGUGGAGAUUCUGAAUGAACUCUAUCAGCAGAAGGAGAUGGCUUUGCAAAAGAAACUGAGUCAAGAAGAGUAUGAACGACAAGAAAGAGAGCACAGGCUGUCAGCUGCAGAUGAAAAGGCAGUUUCGGCUGCAGAGGAAGUAAAAACUUACAAGCGGAGAAUUGAAGAAAUGGAGGAUGAAUUACAGAAGACAGAGCGGUCAUUUAAAAACCAGAUCGCUACCCAUGAGAAGAAAGCUCAUGAAAACUGGCUGAAAGCUCGUGCUGCAGAAAGAGCUAUAGCUGAAGAGAAAAGGGAAGCUGCCAACUUGAGACACAAAUUAUUAGAAUUAACACAAAAGAUGGCAAUGCUGCAAGAAGAACCUGUGAUUGUAAAACCAAUGCCAGGAAGACCAAAUACACAAAACCCUCCACGGAGAGGUCCUCUGAGCCAGAAUGGCUCUUUUGGCCCAUCCCCUGUGAGUGGUGGAGAAUGCUCCCCUCCAUUGACAGUGGAGCCACCCGUGAGACCUCUCUCUGCUACGCUCAGUCGAAGAGAUAUGCCUAGAAGUGAAUUUGGAUCAGUGGACGGGCCUCUACCUCAUCCUCGAUGGUCAGCUGAGGCAUCUGGGAAACCCUCUCCUUCUGAUCCAGGAUCUGGUACAGCUGCCAUGAUGAACAGCAGCUCAGGAGGCUCUUCCCCUAACAGGGUAAUCGAUGAAGGCAAGCAAACUGUUCUGCAAGAGCCUGAAGUCCCCUCAGUUCCCAGCAUUACAUCUUUGGCUGAGCAUCCAGUAGCAGUUAAUAUGGCUCCAAAAGGGCCCCCUCCUUUCUCAGGAGUCCCUCUCAUGAGCACCCCUAUGGGAGGCCCUAUACCACCACCCAUUCGAUAUGGACCACCACCUCAGCUCUGCGGACCUUUCGGGCCUCGGCCACUUCCUCCACCCUUUGGCCCUGGUAUGCGUCCACCACUAGGCUUAAGAGAAUUUGCACCAGGCGUUCCACCAGGAAAACGGGACCUGCCUCUCCACCCUCGGGAAUUUUUACCUGGACACACACCAUUUAGACCUUUAGGUCCACUUGGCCCAAGAGAGUACUUUAUUCCUGGUGCCCGAUUACCACCCCCAACCCAUGGUCCCCAGGAUUACCCACCACCACCUGCUGCAAGAGACUUACCGCCAUCAGGCUCUAGAGAUGAUCCUCCUCCUGCCUCUCAGAGCACUAGCCAGGACUGUUCACAGGCUUUAAAACAGAGCCCAUAACUAUGAUCUCUGACGUUUCGUUGGAGAGAAAGUGUACUGUGCAUUAUUCAUUACAGUAAAAGAUUUCAUUGGCUUCAAAAUCCCAAAGUUUAUUUUAAAAGGUUUGUUGUUAGAACUACGCUGCCUUGGCAGUGUGCAUUUUUGAGCCAAACAAUUCAGAAAUGUCAUUUCUUCCCUAAAUAAGACACCUUUUAAGCUAGAGCGUCCUUACAACUUUGAAAUGUGCAAUAAAGAAUACCUGUGUUUUAGCUAAUGUAGCAUAUGUAAUUGCUAAAUGAUUUAGAAUGUCAUGAAAAAUAUGAACAUUUCCUGUGGAAAUGCUUUAAGAACAUGUAUUUCCAUUAUCCUAUUUUUAGUGUACACCAGCUGAAUAUGGAGCAAUGGUGUUUAUAAGCGUUUUUUUUUUUAAACUAUCUGGUCACAAAGACUGUUACGCUAAAAAUGUUUACUAAAGGAUCACUAAACUUCAUCUCCCCUCUUGCUGAAGUUCUUUGUAGUAACAGCUCAUAAAAAUUUGUUAUUAAUAUUUCCCAAGUGUCUGUUGAUUCAUUGGACUGUUAAUGAGGCUUGUGCGAUUUGGGGAACAUGUACACUCAGGCUCCCAGAACUGAUGAUGGUGGCUGGUGGCACACUUCCGGCUGCUACCCCGUCACCUGUGAACUCUACAAGUGAUGUCUUUUUAUUUCAAAGAAGUUUAUUUCCCACUUGUAUAGCAUUCACAUGCUUUCUUUACGAUCCUCAUUGUCUAUUUUAGAAUGGUUUUCUGAGAGUGAGUUUACAUUAGUAGCAAGAGUUGUUUGACCUGAUGUUCUAUUGCUUUUACCAUUCCUGUAGAAAAAAGGUACACAACAGAAAAAUGAAAAUGAUGUGUCAUGGCCAUAAAAGUACAGAAAUCUUUAAAAAUUUUAAAAAUGUACAGUCUCGUCUUUCCCAUUCCUUGCCACUGAUUUUUGAGGAAUAUAAUAAAAAGAUUGGAAGAGUAUAAUGCCAUGAGAAAGAAUGAUUUAGGACUAUGAGGCUUACAACAUGCCCUAGGUCAGCAAUCAAGGGUUGAAAUCAGUUUUUUUUUUAGGGAGGAAGAGGGGGGCGACAGGUGUUAUUCCAAAAUUAAUAUUUAAACAUUGGUGCUUUUAUUUAAAAAUCAGUAACUAACCAUCUGGAAUUGCAGCAUACUUAGUCUUAUCCAUUACUACACUGUGCCUUUAAAACAAUGUUUCUUUAAAUACUCUACAGCAUUUCUAAGAACUAACUUCAGACAUUUUAAUUACAGUAAUAAUAGCACUCCUUUUAAGGAGUUUAAGAUCUAGACUAAAACUAAAAUCAUAAAAGGCUGAUACUUUUGUUUGCUGCUAGGUUAUAUUCUUCCAUUCAUUGAAGUCCUAUGAUGUAAUAUUUUUGAAACCUAGUGUAUGUCUUGUCACUGUUGUGAUAUUUAAAUUGAUUAAGAAUAUCUUGUAAAAAGGAGUAAAAGCUUCAAUGUGGAACAAUUUUCUCUUUAUACUAAACAACUGAAGAUAGAUAGUUUAGAAAGAUAAGGACUUUGAAAGAAGGCAACUCUGUCAAAGUUCGUAAGGAAUAUAUAAAUUCUUCAGGAAAAGAGAAUUCAAUCUAUAUGUCCUCCCAUUUAAUAUCAAGAAUAGAAGAAAUUAAGAGGAAAACUCCACAGAAGAGCAUAGGCCACUUUUAGCCAUGUAAAAUAAGAUUAAGUCACAAAUACAAUUUUUGAAUUUACCUGUCAGUCUCUUUAGGACACAAAACAAUGCUGAAAUUAAUAUAAUUUCUAAUUUUAAAUGUCAUUUAAGUGUAGAUUAUGCCAUCUAGGAAGGUAAGUAGAAAAGGUAAAUUAAAUCUAUUUUUAAAAUUCAAAAUUAGAGUAUUUUUCCCCUCUAAAGCCUUUUUUGGUGAUUAUUCUGUAUCUGACAUAAUUGAGAAACUGGCAAGCUGUGGAGAUUCCAGUGUAGCUUCUCUGAGAAGUUGUUAGCCAGUCCAUAACUGCUUCCUCUCAUCCAUCUGAGUGCACCAUUUCUGCAGCAAACCCCAAAGCAGGGCGCCAAAACGCAGAUGGCAUAGGGAGUAUCAUCCCUCAGUCAAAUCACUUUUCCAUCUCUAAAGUUUCAUCUAUUUCGGAAGUCAUCUCCAACUAAUUGUGUCUGGAUUUAGUUGCUAAAAUUGUCUUAUUUAUGAAGCAGCAAUAUUCAGCCUGAAGGCAUUUCUGCUAUAGUUGUAGUGACAUCGUCAAUGGCUGAUUUUUUUUCAUUGGAAAGUAAGUAAUUUGUGGGAUGUAGUAUAUUCUGUGUCAACUGCAAGACAAUCACUCAUUUUCUCAUUAUAUUCAAGUCCGAAUUAAAGUUAAGCUAAUCACACA